Messenger RNA from Gekko japonicus, 1020 nucleotides. RefSeq names its product delta(4)-desaturase, sphingolipid 2 (gene DEGS2). Gene Ontology annotation, molecular function: sphingolipid delta-4 desaturase activity. The record is from RefSeq and is a predicted model, not a curated record. The transcript is spliced from 3 exons. Gene Ontology annotation, cellular component: membrane. Gene Ontology annotation, biological process: sphinganine metabolic process; ceramide biosynthetic process. Bases 1 to 1020 code for a protein of 339 amino acids. NCBI's taxonomy places the organism in Eukaryota, Metazoa, Chordata, Lepidosauria, Squamata, Gekkonidae.
AUGGGGAACCGGGUCACCCGCGACGACUUCGAGUGGGUCUACACGGAGCAGCCCCACACGCAGCGCCGGAGAGAAAUCCUAGCCAAGUAUCCAUCCAUCAAGUCUCUGAUGGUACCAGAUCCCACUUUUAAAUGGAUUGUGACUGGAAUGGUACUCACACAACUCCUAGCUUGCUACCUGGUGAAAGAUUUGCCCUGGAAAUGGGUUUUUUUCUGGGCGUAUGUGUUUGGGGGCUGCAUUAACCACUCCCUGACGCUAGCCAUCCAUGACAUCUCCCACAACGUCCCCUUUGGCAACAAGAGGGCAAAAUGGAACCGAUGGUUUGCAAUCUUUGCCAACCUGCCCAUUGGAGUACCCUACUCGGCUUCCUUCAAGAAGUACCACAUUGACCACCAUCGAUACCUCGGUGGGCACAUUCUGGACACUGACAUUCCCACCGACUUUGAGGGCUGGUUCUUUUGCACCCCAUUUCGGAAACUCAUCUGGAUCAUCCUCCAGCCUGCUUUUUACGCCUUUCGGCCCAUGUUUACGAACCCAAGGGUAGUGACUCAGAUGGAAAUAUAUAAUGGUUUGGUGCAACUUUUGGCCGACUUCGUCAUCUACCACUUAUGGGGUGUGAAGCCUGUGGUUUAUUUGGUAGGAGGGACCAUACUUUGUACAGGCUUACAUCCCAUUGCCGGGCACUUCAUAGCAGAGCAUUAUAUGUUCCUGAAAGGAUAUGAAACGUAUUCCUACUACGGGUCCCUCAACUGGAUCACCUUUAACGUUGGUUAUCAUAUGGAACACCAUGAUUUCCCAAGUAUUCCAGGGAGCAGUUUGCCAAUGGUAAAGAAGAUAGCUGCAGAAUAUUACGACACACUACCUCAGCAUCAGUCUUGGGUUCGGGUUCUGUGGGACUUUGUUUUCGAUAAGAGCAUCGGUCCUUAUGCGAGGGUUAAGAGAAUAUGCAAGCUAGCAGACAAUCCUGAAAGACAUCACUAUGUUCCCUUUAAAAAAACUGACGUGCCCCGUGCCUCCUAG